Pseudo-nitzschia multistriata is the source of this 4344-nucleotide messenger RNA. The record is from the annotation of a GenBank genome assembly. Lineage: Eukaryota; Bacillariophyta; Bacillariophyceae; Bacillariales; Bacillariaceae.
GAAAAGCUUCUCUACAACUUUUAUUUUGGAUACUCAUCCGUCAUUACUAAUCCAUGACAUCACUUUUUGGAUACUCUGCACCCUCUGCGCACGAAGAAAAAAUGGAAGAAGAAUCGAACGGCGACGGAUCGCAUCCAGCCUCUCGAGGUUCUGGAAAGGACAAAGCAACUUUUACUUCUUCCAAAUGCCCCAGCGGUGCUGGUUUAGAAAACUCUUGUGAACUUCCUUUUGGAUUUAUGUGGUCUCCCAUGGCGGCCUACAACGACCCAAGAAAUUUGAAAGGCGGCGACGAAAUGGCCGUUGUAAAGUGCGACGGCAAUUCACUGCCACCGGUCUUGUGUGUGUCAUGCCUAGCAUACAUGAACCCUUAUGCAGAAAUGGACAAAAAGUCGGGGAUCUGGUCGUGUCCUCUAUGUGGACACGAAAACGUAGUCCCGACGGAUGAACUUUAUCCAGGAUCCGACAUUAUGACAGCGAUGUCGUCUUCCUGUAUCGAGUAUCGCCAGGCAAUAUCGAAAACGAAUGCGGACGACGAUGAGCCCGAGAAGCAGAUUGGUAGCAACGGAAAGAACUCGACGUACAACGGUCUACAAGAAAAGGAAGAAGAUUACUGCACAUACAUAUUGUUGGUGGAUGAAAACCUCUCUCCGAAGGAUGGUCAGGCAAUUGCACCUGCGGUGGAAGCCAUUUUCAAGGAGCAAAUCGCAAAUGCCGAAGAUGGUGACGCUCAUCCGAAGGCACGAAUUGGUUUGGUUGUAUUUGGAAAGUCUGUUUCAAUAUAUCAGCUUGGAUUUUCGGGAUUAGCCUCGGCAGAUGUGUACAUGCCCAACGAAUCGGAUGCUGACAACACGGUAUUCGAUGCGGCUGUCGAGAAAAGGUCAUAUCUAGCAGAGAUCCAAACAGGCGGAGAAUUUACCUCUCUUCGAAACUCCUUGUCGUCUAUCUUUGGUGUGUCUGUUGACGAGGAAGCCGACGAAUCUGCUUCGGACUCGAUUGGAAUUUCUUCGCGAAUGGCCAUGCUAUCGCAAAGGAAAGCAUCUCGACUCAGAAAAAAAGAAAGCGGAGCUGAUGGAGUGUCGAACGUGACUGCGAGGUCACCGUGGAUGAAACGGAGCGAGGAAUCGCUCUCUGAGAAGCCGAAGAGGUGCACGGCAGAAGCUCUUCAGUGUGCUCUGGAACUAGCGGAUGCGUCUAUCUCGAAUCCUUCUAGAACAUCGCGCGUCAUAUUAUUUACGAAUGGUUGUCCGAAUAGCGGGACUGUGAAUGUAGUCGACCCAGAUGUAGCUUCUGAAAAGUUAAGAAAGAGGAACGGAAAGCGAGCUACGCAUACAAUUGUAGAUACAGAUAGGUUGCAAAAGGCUCUUGAGUAUUUCGAUGACUUGGGAAACAUUGCGAUUUCAGCUGGGAUCGGCAUUGAUGUAUUUUGUUCCGGAGUCACCGAAUUGGCCUUACCUGCUUAUCAAGCAAUGGUCGAACCGAGUGACGGAUACUGCUUGCCUUUGGUUUCUCUCGAUACCCCGCAACUAAAGAAAAACUUGAAAUUUGUAAUCGAGAGCACAUACGUGGCUCGAUCUGAAGAUAGUGUGUCGACCGAUGAUGUGAACUUUUUGGAUGGUCCCGAAUGCAUUCUGGAUAUUCGGACUGACAGUUUUUUGACACCAACGCAGAUGUGUGGUUCUGGGGAAAUUAUUCCGAGUAAUACCUCCGUUAUGGCGGAAAACGAGAGAACAGCGUUUGAAAAAGGCCUGAAGCUUGCAGCGGAAAAGGGAUUCAAAAUCAAAAACCUUCCUUCUGAGAAGGCUCAUGAAAUAUCCAUGACAAGGGUACAAAUGGGUCGAGUUGACCCACUGAGUACAGUUUUUGUUCUGAUGGAAGUUGACGACACAUUCAAUCACGAGGACGAAUACGCUUUCUUUCAAUUUGUAGCUCGCUAUGUUUCUCCCAUGGGCGACGCAGAGAUAACUCGUGUUUUAAGCUUCAAAAUUCUUGUUGCGGAGGAUAUAAACGAUUUCUUGAGAAGUUUGAAUGAUGAAAUUAUGUCCGUUGCGUUGGCCAAAAUCGCUGUUUACCGAUCUCUUCACGGUAGGGAAGAAACAGAUGAUACUCGCGACAUGACUGUUGCUGGAGAUGUCGAUUUGCAAGAGAAACUAGCCUACGCCGCGCAAUUAGAUAUAGAUGCCACAGUUCAGCGGAUAUCAGGAGCCUUCCGUCUUCUCGAUCUGGAAAAGAAUACCCGAAUGCGAAGGUAUGUUUACCAACUGUUCAAAAGUUGAAAAAUCAAUAUCCUCUUCUUUCUCAUUGUUACAUGUCGUUUUCGUGCCUUUUGUACCAAAGCGUUUCGAAAAAGCCGAUAUCGCGUUCAGAAACUUCAUCGUUGGACAUUGCUUUCCCUCCCCAACUGAAGGAAACUUUGAAUCGGCUGUAUCAUUUACGACGUGGUCCUUUGAUCAGUCCAGGCCCUAUGCGGGCUAUGGAUGACAGGGCUGAACAAAGGAGACUGUUUCUGCGUUUUCCUGUCAAAGAUUGCUUGAUCAUGAUGCGUCCCGAACUUUGGAGCACAGGAUCUAUGACGAUUUCAUCGGGAUGGGAUACAAUGCUAGAGUUUCCACCGGAAACCCUUGCCUUAUGGGAUGAUGUAAGUUUUUGUCAUUCGUCUAUCGAUACUCGUUUAUUGAUCGCAAUAUCUCAUGACAUUCCAAUUAUAUCUGUGUCUUGCAGAGUAUCGUCGCUGCCGAUUUCCACGACUCCAUGUUCAUUUGGACUGGGGCCAAUUGCACUGCGCAAAGAUACGAUGGCAUCCGUGACAAGUUCAAGGCUCACUUGUUAAAAAUAUCCGAGAAUAGAUUUCCUAUGCCGGAACUGCACGAAUUGUCAGACGGAGAUUCCAUGGGUCGUCGUUUCACUGCCCGUUUGGCACCUUCCCAUGCUGAUCCAAUCGAUAAUCAGAUUGUUAACUUUCCUGCGCUCUCAGAAUUGAAACCAGACGCCUUAGAACAGCUUCGUUCGAAAUUCAAGUUUUAUGACUCAGACUCCGACGCUAGUUUUCGUACAUGGUUUUGGAGUGUUGCUAGUGCUUCCAACAAUAGUAAAAAGGCUGGGAUGUCAUUGUGCGAAUAAUGGAUGAACGUUGUGCAAAAUAAUUUUAAAAUCUUCUGAUAACGUAAUUUUGCCGAAAAGUUUUUUUUUCCUCACCAUGUCAAGGGUUUCGAUAAAAAAAGAAUAUUCUCAUCGCGAAUGAUUUCACGGAUGAGUUUUGUCCCGAUGGUAGCAGCUCUCUUCACUGGUAUAACAUUUGUUGUCACCAUAUAUCUUUUUAUUUGAGUGUAGAUGCAUUAAAAUCAGCGGAGAGGCAAAAAUGAGAUGCCAACGUAUGAAAGUCAACAAGAAGAAAAAAACAUUACCACGUGUAUUUUGUAAUGACUUACAGCUCAAAGUGCUUGCCAUUAAUCGCCAAAUAAAUUUCAUCGCCUUCUACAAUGUAAGAGAGGCCAUCUGAAUUAUAUGGGGUGGAUUCAUGAAGGCCAAUAGACGGGCACUGUUUCCCUAUUCCAGCAAAAAUGCCGGCCUCUUUCAUUUGGCUUCCACCUUCGCUUGAGUCAUUUCUUAUCAUAUCAAAUGCAUCAGUGGAUGCUUCUACGGUGGCGGAACCAAGUCGUAGGCGCAAACUGAGUUUUUGGUAGUUACUCCACAGACAUGACUGAGAAACGGUCUUAUUGAAUGGAGCCUUCAAUGCCGGACCGAUACAUUGUGAGAACAAUCCACCUUGCUGUUGCUGCCGUUUUUUCCUUGGAGAAACAUUUUUGAUUGGAAUGUCCAACCGAAACAAGAAAUGAACUAGCCACUGUGAAUCUUCGUCUGCUAGGUAUUGUUUGCAAAUGCAGUCGAUUGACGAAAGCUCGUUUGAACGUCGCACUUGGCGCAAUAGUUCUGCUUCUUGAGGUACUGAGCUCUCGCUUCCCAGCAUGUCUGCCGAGAUGUUUACAAAGCUUUCAUCAGUAGUGCUCCCAUUGUCAAAGGAUUCAUUUCUUCGUUUCCAGUGGACAUCAAUAGUGUUGUUUGAUGACGAUACCGACCCAUGGUCAUCCUUCACAAUAAGUAUGGAGUCCGAAACUGCAGGCAAUUCGAGGGUUUCCCGUACUUUUUGCGAGGAGACUCGCAAGAUCUGAAACUGCUCUGUGGUGUUAUGGGAGCUCAAAAGUAUUAUGGUCAACUUUGACUGAAUGUCAAAGCAAUUAGUGUAUGCGUAUAGAAAUCCAGUAGAAUGAAAUCGUGGAAGACACAUUGGUAACCACAAUUCACUGGAUGUUAAACCAGGCUGCCUGCUGAUAAAGUUCAAAAUAAGAU